This is a messenger RNA of Cheilinus undulatus (humphead wrasse), 4387 nucleotides long. Its product is annotated as cortexin-3. NCBI's taxonomy places the organism in Eukaryota, Metazoa, Chordata, Actinopteri, Labriformes, Labridae. The coding region runs from base 271 to 522 and encodes 83 amino acids. The transcript has 2 exons. The record is from RefSeq and is a predicted model, not a curated record.
CAGCCAAGACAGAAAAUCAACCACAGCGAGGCUUUUAUUUUCUGCCAUGAAGUGAGGAGCCCUGUCGUGCACGAGGACGCGUCUGAUCGGUGUUUUUUGUUCCGGCAAAGAAAACAAGAAUCGUCGGAUCAGCGGGGAUGGAGAGCCAGCGCUGACGGAGAUCCCCGAGCUCCCUUGAUAACAACAGGUCUUAACCCCCCUGCGCCUCAAUCUUCCAUUUAGAAAAAUCUUCAAGCAACGGACUGAGACCUGGAGCCGAGACGAUCAAGCAUGGAUGUGCCCAGGAUGGCAGAGGGCCUCUUCAGCAGCACACUGUCCUCGUCGGGCGGCGGCCAUCACGUGCCUUCGUACCUGACGUUGGAGCAGAAGGCGGCCUUCGUCUUCGUGCUGCUGCUCUUCAUCUUCCUGGCCCUGCUCAUCGUGCGCUGUUUCCGCAUCCUACUGGACCCGUACCGCAGCAUGCCCUCGUCCAACUGGACUGACCACACCGAGAAAGACACGUUCGAUUACCGCAUAGUUUGAGGAGCGCACACAAUGAGGAACAAAAAAAAGACUGAGUAGAUAUGAAAAAGCAUUUUGGCCCUAAGACACAAUGACUGCUGAUUCACCAGGAGAGCGUUCAGAAAAUCUUCUGAAACACGAGAGUGGGAAGAAAUUCGAUGGCGGUUCAUCGCCGUCAAAAUGAACGCCAACCAUCAGCUUCUCCCUGCCAAAUCAGAAAAUUCUCAACUACACUAAGACAACCAGAACUAUGCUAUAAAGAUGAAUUUAUCAGCCCACCAACAACCAUGACCCUCAGUCCAAGUGAUGCACCGGAGCCGGCUACGGUUACCCAUAAUCCCCUUUCCCUGCCAUCUCGUGGACUACCUCAUUCCUCCUCCAUCUCAUGUGUGAAAGACUUUCGUGACAUCUCUCACAGGGUCGCAUAUCUUUUCAAAUCCAACACAGUUGGAUAAAAACAGAGUUUACAUCGUUCAUGUUUACGUCUUUCUCUUUUUUAUCGAUAAUGUAGACAAUCAGUGUUUGAAUUAGUUUGUCAGAAAAUAAUCAGAGUAAAUAGUCGAGGUCGUUGAGAUAUUACGUUCCAAGCGUCUUUGUCUUUUUCUGUGGACAAACACCAGAGACUUUAAAGGCGUUAAACGUUCAGGCAAAGAUGAAAUAAAUGCCUUAUGUCAUUGUGAGAUACUCCAUGGUGGUUGUUUCUUUUAAGACAGUGAGGUAAGGCCUCGUUUCCACUUAUGCAUAAGUCAGGAGUCAACCCUUUUAGUCCUACUGGAGCUCUAUGAUAUCCAAUGUGCCUGCAAAACUCCCUCUGUUAUAUUUCAGUGUGUCUCAAGUACACAAAAACUCAAUGAAGAUAAAAGAAUUGAACAUUAGCAGGGGAUUUUGAAGAAAGCUCUUUACUUUGAUGCGCUGUCUGUUGAUUGUCAAGUGAGUUUAUGUGAUUUAAAAGAACUUUUUUAGUUUUACCACAUCAUAAAUCUGAGUUUUGUUAAGCUGACUGCACACUAGAUGGCUUUAAACCCAAGUAUAGGCCAGAUUAGCCCCAGCGUAAUCAUGGGGUGUGUCCGGAUUUAAAGCUUGUUGCAUAUUUGUCCAAAUCAUCCUCAAGAAUAUGCCCUAGAUAAGAUUAUCUUUUAACUGCUCCCAGGGCCUCACUAAUUCUGAAUUGUAAAUUUCCAGCAUGUUUCAUAUUCUAGCCUGGACUUACCCAGUAAGAACACCCAAAAUAACCAAAAAGAGCAGGCAGACAUGAUGACAUCACCUACACAUAUGCUAUCACAAUUUUCUGCCAGGCUUUCUUAAUCAUUUUGGAUUUUUUAUUUUAGCAACUGUAAUGCACACCAGGACAGCUACCUGAGGAUUUCAGUCAUCCUCCAUGUUUGUUUCCCUUCUAGAGUAAUGCUUAGUCAUGAGUGUCUGUGGGAGCUGUAGCUGGCCUUAUUCUUUUAAGAUAUGAUGAUAAUUUAUGAAGACAGAAUGACUUCAUACAUAUCAAGCUUAUAAAUGCAGAUUGUUCUGACAUUUAAAGGAAUUAUCAGGAAAAAAAACAAGUAAGGAAUAUGAUGGUAGAGCACAGUCAUACAACCUAUUCAGUCAUUCAUGUCUUUUUAAUGUCUUUUAACAUCUUUACUUGUGGAUUUUGGCUACAGACAAACGGUUUUCCCUGGUAGCACUAACUUUCAGUACAGACCCAAAAUAAUCCACCCUUUUCAGUGUUCAGAUUCUGAUCGCAAAAAUGCUUCUCGUACGCCAACCCGUCUUUUUAAGCAUAUAACAUCCAGGCUGCUGCUUAUGCUAGGACAGAAUUCCUUCAAGUUUCUCUUUUUUCCUAACCUGACACGCCAGAUGGAAGUGUUUCACACAUCCAUCUGGUAAACCUCCCAUAGACAGCAUUUGGGAAAGGGCAGAGCCUUUGACAUAAAACUCGGAGGGUGAUAGGAUGAACGUUCUGUCUGUCACAUCUUUAUAGGCCAAUCAGAGCAACAAAACACAUUGUAGCCCAAAACUGAGGUGCACCACUACUGAAAACUCCAUAGAGAACCGCAUAACGAUUUUUGAGCAAAUUUUUGCCACCCAGAAAAUCUAAUUUUUGAGAUUAAAAAGUUUACAUUUACAAGACAACAAACUCAGGAUUUUAAAUUUAAAAAAUGGAUAUUUACAUGGAAAAAAAACAUGAAUUUUCUGAGUUUUUAAAGUCAUAAAUUUUAACAUUACAAAUUCAAACACUUUAACUAUGUAAAAUAAAAAAUGUAAAAGAACAAAAAUAGAAAACAGUUGGAAUUUGACUUUUUGAAUAUAUAAUCUCAAAAAUUCGUAAGUAUUGGUUCACAAUUAUUUACAACUUUGAAAAUAAAAUAAAACACUUUUUUUUUUGCAAAUUUGUAACUUUAUAAAACAAAGAAUUUUGAUUUUUUUCUUAAUUUUUUUUUUUUUUUAUUGUUGAGUGGUCCUAGUACACUGUUAUAAUAAUGAAUAGUUUAUUUAUAGCUCUACUGAAGAACAAGUGCAUGUAGGCCUGUUAUGUUAGGAUUGUGGCAAUGAAAACAGAUAAAUCUGAGGUUUGAUUUUUCAAAUGGGGGGGCUUAGCUUUCUUUAGAUACAAGUAGGCGGGCCCUAAGGAAAAAAAGUUUGGGAACCUCUGACUCAGCUGUUGAGAAGCACUCUGAAACUGAGGGAUGCUGCCAGUGUCAAAAGUACCAGGCUCUUACCUGCAGCAGUAUCUGCAGUUGGUCUUGUUUUAUCUCUGUAAUCCUCGAAACACAUAUUCAGAAGUACUUAGUGGCACAAAACAGACAAAAAAAAAAAGCCUGUCACCCAUGACUACAGGUAGUUUUUAUCAUGAGGAAAAAAAUGUACUGCAUUGGAUAUAAGCAGGCAUCAUCUGCAUAUUUACGAAUAUUUGGACACCUGUCAUAUACCUGAGUGGAAACGAGGCAGAAGACUGGUACUAAAGAGGUAUAGAUAAUCAAAAAGCAGGAAAACAGGGUGGAAAAGUUCCCUUUAAUGUUCUGGAAAGGUUUGGACAGACAGAUGCCAGCAGCGAGUAACUUUAACUGUUAUGUGUGUGUGUGGGAUUAAAAAAAAAAAAAAAAAAAGAGAAAACAAUUUGUCCUUUCGGUCGUUGACGGACCCACAGUGUCCAUGUCUUUAAAUGUCCACAACCAAAAGAAGUAUUCAAGAAAAAAGUUUACUGUGCUGUACCUUGUGCCUAAUUUGAGAAAAAAUUGAUGUUUUAGGAAAAAGGAAAGGAAGUGGGUCCAUAUUUUUGUCUUUAAAUGUAGUUUUUUUGUGUGUGUUUUGUGCCCAUUAAAAAACAGCAUUUUACUGCCUGCAGUUGGUAUAUUGACAGUUGGUAUGCCAGAUCUGCAGAGAGUUGAUGACGAAGAUGAGGCAUCUUCACAUCAAACCCUUUAUGAACUGAUGUUGUGGCUCUUUCGUUGGGCAAAUUUUCAACUGUGCGCCUUAUAGUGUAGAUUGUUUACAGUAUCGUAGGUAGCAGAGACACUGAAAAUCAGCCAGUCACUGAUGCGACUUUGUCUUUGCACUUCACAGAGAUGUCAUACAAACCACUCAAAAAGAAGAAGAAGAAAAUAUUCAUUCUUUGUUCUUGUUCCUGCUGGGACAGGAAGUGAACUCUGAUCCUUUCGAUGAAAAUGUGAUGUUCUCGUGAUCUGCUGUGGCCUUUUCCUACCUAUUGCAGAUGUUGUGCUGAGGUGACGUGUUUUCUAUUUUGUUUUCCGGCAUGUUAUUUCUUGCAGAGUCCCGUCUCUGUGCAUGAUAUAUGGUGAAGUGCUUUAAUCCUGAUGUUGUAGCUGUGGGUCAGUUGCUCCAGCAGCUAUUUCCUGUCUGUAAUGAAACCUUUUUCGUUUCGAUUUCUUUUUGC